Molecule: messenger RNA, 2046 nt
Organism: Colletotrichum chrysophilum
Lineage: Eukaryota; Fungi; Ascomycota; Sordariomycetes; Glomerellales; Glomerellaceae
Exons: 1
Coding region: 1-2046 (681 amino acids)
Source: RefSeq, a predicted model, not a curated record
AUGAUACCAGCACCUCGGGGACUGCCGACUGCUUCAACAACGCCUGUGUCUUCCAGACCGUCGAGCCCUAAGCUAGCCGCAGGAUCUUCUCAUCACGCAAAGAUUACGCAAGCGCUGCAAAGCAUAUCCCAUCGAAACAAGGAGCACGCUACUUUACAAUUGAGAAGGGAGGUGGUCGAGACCCGAGUGAAAGAAAGGGAAAAUACGCGCAGGGCGUCGCAGCACAAGUAUGCCGAGUUCCCGUCUUUGAGAGAGACCCAUCGCAGGUCUGAGAAGAAAGACCAGGAGGACCUUGCUGCUUUGCGAAAAGAGGAGCAGGCUGCGCACGCGAGAUCUGUGGAAUCGUCCGAACAGCUUGCCUCGCUUAUCCUUCAGGUCUAUUCUGAUCUUCAGCAAGAGAAGGACAAACGCGCCGUCACAGCCACCAGCACAAGCAGUCUCGUGGAUCGGCUUGACAACUUAGAGAAACAGCACCAAGAAGACGUCAAAGAGCUUAAAAAGGGACUCGCAUUUGAGACUGCCCAGCGUAAGGCUCUGGACAUCGAGAAUAAGUCUCUCAAGGCCAAACUUUCAAAGUUGGAAGAAGAGGUUGAGAAAAAGCACAUCUCUACCUCAUCCGCACUUACGGAACAGGUCGACUCUAUCAAGCGCUUAAGUCAAGCCCAGCUUAAAACCACACCUGCGCCAACACUUGACGCUGCAGCUGAGGAUAAACAAGCGUCAGACAUUCAACAGUGUGUCGCCGACAUUGUGAAAUUGAGGGAUGUCCUGGGUCGACACGAUAAUCAUUUGGGACAAUUAGACCCCGACAUCAUUAACGAAGCCUGUUCGGGAUUCGUGACGAGGCUACCGCGACUAGAGAAGGAAUGCGAUAAUCUUAAGAAGCAACAGCAAGCCGCACAGAUGCUCAAAGACAGCGAGCAAGAUAAGCUCACAGCCGAUCUAAAGAGUCUUCGGUCUCGCCUAGAGAAGCUUGAGUCAGACGCAAAACAGCACGAUGAGCAGCUGCAAAACCUGAAAUCGUCAUCAGCACAGCAUGCCACUCGUACCACAAGCCUGGAGUCUUCUUGGGAGCGACUACAAGCAGACAUAGCGCAACUCAAAGUGGAUUCAAUCGUGCACCUAUCCCGUACCGCCACACUGGAAUCAGCGCCCAAGGAGCUCGCCAAGCAAGUUGACGCAAUGCAACAGCAGUUAAGCCAGCAAAGAGCAGAGGCGCAGCAGCCUACUGUACCUAAACAGACUCUGCCGGAUGCGCAGCAAUUUACUGCCAGCGUAAAUGAGAUCAAGUCGUCGAUGGACGCGUUGCAAAAACAAGUUAAUACGCUUGGUUCAACGGUUGGCGACACAUUUGUCAAGAAAGCAACGCACGAGACAAUCAACAAGAAUUUCCUCACAAUGGUCGGGGGAUGGAUUGACGAAAUACGAAAACGUCUCAUCGUGUUGGAAACUGGCAACGCCUCGAUCGACGGUUGCUCGAGAGAUUCGACAAUAACAAGACAAGGGUCGGAAAAGGCAGAGGCGGCGGUGCCCUCCCCUCGGCAGACAGCCGACCCUGUGAUCAAAAAGCUGUCGGAUCAAGUGGACAUGAACGAGAAGAGCCUCAAAGCUGUCCGUGGUACGAUUGACUCCAUAAUAGAGACCGAAAAGAUACACAUGGAAAGGAUCCAGGACCUCGAAGAGCAGAGAGCCAAAGCCGAUAAGCGAAUGGAUGGAUUUGAGCAGGGCCUGGGGAAUGUUCAAUUGAAGAUGGAGAAAAGGAUGGAGGUUGUUGACCAGCAAUAUCUUUCGCUGGAUUCGCAAAUGAACAAUUUGACGACGGAGGGGCUGUAUUCAGCUAUCAUCAGCCACCUCGACAAGGAGCAGCCCGGUGAGGCUCAGUUGGGACAAAAGGUCCAGACAAUCAUCAAACAAAUGAGCGAGCACGAGCACAGGCUGGUCAAGGUUGAGAAGUCAUCGAGACUAAGCGAAGAGCCUGCAAGGAAGAGGCAGAAGUUGAGUCCCAACGGCCACGAGCUGGCGUACCUUACCAACGGCAACUAUUGA